Molecule: messenger RNA, 1629 nt
Organism: Dendroctonus ponderosae (mountain pine beetle)
Lineage: Eukaryota; Metazoa; Arthropoda; Insecta; Coleoptera; Curculionidae
Product: transformer-2 protein homolog beta
Exons: 7
Coding region: 186-869 (227 amino acids)
Biological process (GO): positive regulation of mRNA splicing, via spliceosome
Cellular component (GO): spliceosomal complex
Molecular function (GO): RNA binding
Source: RefSeq, a predicted model, not a curated record
UAAUUGGAGGGUUCGGCCGCCAGAGGGUGGCGUUUCCAAAACAAGUGCCAAACACCGGACGCCAUUUUAUCUAAAAGCGGAUAUCGUGAAUAGUAAACGCGGUUUAUCCCGAACCCAGUCCCUUUCGAGCUGUUGCGAAGUCUUCAAGGCGCUGCUGAGACCCUGCUGCAAACACCAGGACUGCGAUGGACCACGACCAUUCCCCCAGACGAGACAGUUCCCCGAGGAACCACAAGGAGCGGAGCUACUCCCGGAGCCCGAGUAGGAGCCGCGGGCGUGACCGGGAGCGACGUCGGGACGACCGCGACCGUGACUAUGGCAGCAGAGACCGCAGGGACAGGUCAGUAAUACCGGAAUCGUAUGAGCUGUGGUUCCAGGCGGGUUCUUUCAGCCGUAGGCGACACACUGGCACCAGAGACAACCCGAAACCGAGCAACUGCCUGGGGGUGUUCGGCCUGAGCGUCUACACCACUGAGGACGAGAUUUACCACAUUUUCAGCAAGUACGGGGCAGUGGCACGUGUGCAGGUCGUUAUCGACGCCAAGACGGGAAGAUCGCGGGGAUUCGCCUUCGUCUAUUUCGAGGACACUGACGAGGCCAAGGUGGCCAAGCAACAGUGCACUGGCAUGAAAAUCAACGACAAGACCAUCCGAGUGGACUUUUCCAUUACAGAGAGGGCGCACACGCCCACACCCGGCAUCUACAUGGGGAAGCCCACUUACAAAUACGACAAGUACAAGAGCAGGGGACGUCGCGAUAGGGAUGAUGACUACUACGGAAGCUCCCGCAGCCGCCGCUCCCCGUCGCCCUACCACAGCCGCAGCCGCAGGAGAUACCGCUCACGCAGCUACUCCCCACGUCGAUUUUAACUUUGACGACGUUCGGUGCUUUCGGAUGGUUUGAGACGCGGAUCUUAACUCAGUUUCUCUUUAACCGACUGUCUCCCCACACGUGUGGAGCCUCAGUUCAGUUUGAUUCAAUUCAAUCACUAAAGCCCCCCUUUUUCCCCAUUGCUACAUAUAUAUAUUACACAGACGCAUAUUGACACGUGAAUGUACAUCCCCAAUGUGAGCGUAGAUGUUAAGUUAGCUUUAGCCAGUAAUAAAGGUGCAGCUGCCAGGAUUUCACUAAUCUUGAUUUUCUGUAUUUUUAAAAAGGGUUGAGAACAAGAGCGUUCGGAUGAAAAAUUGAAGUUUAUGUUGAGCAAAUGCAAUGAAAACAAUAAAUCAAAAGUCCUUGCGAAGCCUCUCUCUCGUCUCUAUGAAAAAUUCCGAACAAUCAAGAAUUCGCUUUUGAAGAAUCAGACAAUUGUUUAGCCAAACGAAAAGAAACAGAUUUGUUCACACGUCAGGAUUCUCUCGAUUCCUCUCGAUCAUCCCCCUCUACCCCCAUCACUGUUGCUCUCUCUCAAAUCUAAUCGUCUCGCCCCCAAAUUUAUCCGCCAAAACCUCCAAUCAACCAAAUCACCAACACGGCGGCGCCCAUCCCGAACAUUCUUCUCUUUUGUCCGCUUCCCACCAAAGAAAAUCCGAUUUUGGUGAGUAUUUUAGUUGUAAAGUUCACAUUGUUGGAAUAUACAGUCGAUUGUAAUUGUAAGCUAAUAUACUGUUUGUGAAAUUAUGGGACAAA